Molecule: messenger RNA, 1242 nt
Organism: Aphidius gifuensis
Lineage: Eukaryota; Metazoa; Arthropoda; Insecta; Hymenoptera; Braconidae
Product: platelet-derived growth factor receptor alpha-like
Exons: 2
Coding region: 112-1242 (376 amino acids)
Biological process (GO): protein phosphorylation; cell surface receptor protein tyrosine kinase signaling pathway; positive regulation of kinase activity
Cellular component (GO): signaling receptor complex
Molecular function (GO): transmembrane receptor protein tyrosine kinase activity; ATP binding
Source: RefSeq, a predicted model, not a curated record
UACAUUGAUUUAAUAUUUCAUCAAAGUGAUUCAAGGCUAAAUAGUGAUGAAAAUACUGAUGAAAUUGAUGAUCUUCAACGUUCAAAUAAAAGUACAGAAGAUACUUCACUGAUGAACCUCGAAAUUUCAUCAUCGAAUAAUGAUAAUGAACGAUUAAAUUAUAGUGGUGAUUAUAAGGAUGAAAAUCUUCAACCAAUAUGUACCAAUGAUUUAAUAUUAUGGGGAUUUCAAGUUGCAAGAGGAAUGGAAUAUCUAAGCCAAAGAAAGGUACUUCACGGUGAUUUAGCAGCUCGUAAUAUAUUAUUAACAGAUAAUAAUAUUGUUAAAAUAUGUGAUUUUGGUCUUGCAAAAAAUGUAUACAAUGGUAUUUAUGAAAAAAAAAGUAAUUCACCAUUACCAAUUAAAUGGAUGGCAAUUGAAUCAAUACGUGAUCAAAUAUUUUCAACUCAAUCUGAUGUUUGGUCAUUUGGUAUUGUAUUAUGGGAAUUUUUUACACUUGCUGGUACACCAUAUCCAGGAAUGGAUGCACAAACACAAUUUAAUAAAUUAAGCCAAGGAUAUAGAAUGGAAAAACCAUAUUAUUCAACAAAUGAAAUUUAUAAAAUAAUGUUAUCAUGUUGGAAUGAUUUACCAAAAUAUCGUCCAAAUUUUACACAACUUGUUAGAGAAUUACAAAACUUGUUAGAUGAAAAAACUGUUAUACAUUAUGUUAAUUUAAAUAUACCAUAUUUAAAUUCAAAUUCAAUAUUACUUGAGGAUGGUAAAAAAGAUUAUUUAUCAUUGAUGACUGCUCCUGAUCAUGAUGCUGUAUCAUCAACAACAUUACCAUUAAAAUUAUAUUCACAAAUAAAUCAUAAAGAUAUAUUUAAAUUUCAAAAUGAUACUGAUAAUAAUGACAAUAAUAAUUUAGACAAUUCACAUGAUCGAUUAUCAAUAAUAAAAGAUCUAGAUGAUCACUAUUUAAGACCAAUUAAUUUACAUGAACAACGUGAAAAAUUUAAAAACAAAAAUAGAACAAAAAAUGAAAACAAGGAUGAUGAUAGAUCAGGUGGUAAUAAAAAUUUAACAGAUAAUUUUAGUGAAAAUAAUGGGGAAAUUAUCAAUAAUAAUUAUGAUAAUAUGUCUUAUCACGUUUUAGGAAUUAUUGACAAAUCAAAAAUUGAUAAAUUAAAUUGUAUUAGUAAUCCUAAUUAUAUGAUGAUGAUGAAUAAUGAUGAUUCUAUUAAAAGAACUCAAUUAUAA